Messenger RNA from Vigna umbellata (rice bean), 858 nucleotides. Its product is annotated as cell growth defect protein. The record is from RefSeq and is a predicted model, not a curated record. NCBI's taxonomy places the organism in Eukaryota, Viridiplantae, Streptophyta, Magnoliopsida, Fabales, Fabaceae.
AAAGUCAGUUUGGUUUGUCAUUAGAGAAGAGAAGGGAUGUUAUUCAAGAUUAAUCAUUGCAGUAAAGGGAAAAAAUGAUCGAUCAGAAUCGGAUCAUGGAGAGAGUGUCAGGUUCAGGCACUAACGGAAAAGGAUACGCGUGGGCUGUUUCUGCUGGAUUUAAUGCCGCUCUUGCAGCCAUUUCCGUAAAGCUCCCUCUUCAACAGUUUCUCAGAUACGGGAUGGUGUUAUUGUUCAAUGUAACGAUGUGGGCUUGUUAUGUCAAUAGUCUUAAGGCUCUCUCUUCUCUUCAGGCAACUGUCACCAAUUUCGCUACCAAUUUUAUCUCUUCCGGUUUAGCAGGUUUCUUCCUUUUUAGGGAAUCACUCUCUUUCCAGUGGUUUGCAGGUGCCAUACUUAUAAUAAUUGGUGUAGUAAUACUUAGCAACUCAAGUAUUGAGGAGAAGGUUAACACAGAUUAGGUGUUAAGAGUUCAGCAUGAUACCUUUUAAGGUUUGCUUGUUGAAGACGGAGGCUAGCAUCUUCAGCUGCAUGGAAGCAUGUUUUGGACUAGAACUUUGAAAUAUCAGUAGUAGUAGUAGUAAAGUUAGGUAGUUUACAGAGCUGUUCACUUGACAUGAAACAAACACAGCAAUAUCGCUUCUUGCCUUCGCCUAUUUAAUAACUCUUGUUAUAUGUCAUUCAGGUUCAGGCAGUUAUUAGAAGCAAGCAGCUUUUAGUUCCAUCAUUUCUUCCUUAAAUUUAGUUUUGUAUUAUGAUCGCAAGGUUCGAUCUGCUAUAGAUUUCUGAAUGUUCAAAAUUCAUCUGCAACUACAAGUUUUCUUGCUGAUCGAUCUAGAUCUCCAUUUCUUUCAUGAA